This is a messenger RNA of Colletotrichum lupini, 864 nucleotides long. RefSeq lists its product as uncharacterized. The transcript is spliced from 3 exons. Bases 1 to 864 code for a protein of 287 amino acids. Lineage: Eukaryota; Fungi; Ascomycota; Sordariomycetes; Glomerellales; Glomerellaceae. The record is from RefSeq and is a predicted model, not a curated record.
AUGGCGCCAUUCCCGACUAAGCAUGACAGGGCGGGACUUUCUCGUAUCUUCGCCGUCCACCUUGCCGGGACGGAGGCACAUUCCUGCCUCAUGGCCACAUCUGGCACGGCGAUGCGCGCCACCUACAAGGUGCGUACAGUCAUCAGUACCAGCUGCCCAUCAGAACCGAGACGCAAAGAACCGAAUUCGGGGUUGGAAGGCGGGCAACGAUACGCCCGACUGAGCAAGGGCGGCGAUGCCCGGCAACAUCGUUUUCACGGCGAGGCAAACAUCCCAUGCCGUUCGCCCACUACCUUUGUUCAUCACAACGUGACUUACACGGCGACCACGGCAACGACACUUACCAUCACGAACUGUCCUUGCACUAUCACUACCAGACAACCCCCACCAUACACCACAACCAAGACGAUUUACCCGCCGCCCGUCGUCAACACCACUUCUUGCCCGCCAGAGAUCACCAGCACGACGGUCAAGACGAUCAAGACCACCAAGCACGCCCCGCCUCCCAAGCCGACCUACCACAACACCACCGUCAUCGAGCACACGCCCAAACCUACCAAGCCUACGGAGCACCCGACUCACUCGGAGGAGACGCCCAAGCCGCCCAAACCCACGGGCGAGCAUCACCACCCCCACCCUAACAGCACCUCGACUGUCGUUGUUGUAAUCACGCCGCCCGCCGAGACUAUCAUCGCCAGCACUACCCCCGUUACCCCCGUCACGCCCGUCACCAACCUCCCCACCAAUACGCCUGUCGGGCCAACGACCACCAGGCCUGUCACGGUUCCCGCAAACGCGGCUGGUAUGGUUGAGGCUGGUGCUGGUGCGGCUUUGGUUGCUGUCCUACUCGCUCUCCUGGUUUGA